CUUCCUCAGCUCAAGAUUGUGGGUACGAAGGAUGACAGUGCUGCUGCUCUGCUGCUUCUCUACAGCCUGACAGAAAUGCUGGAUGUAGGAACUUCAAAAUAACUGUUGGUUUGCUGACACAAACACUGCAGGCGAGCCGAGAGGCAAGAUUCAACGUGUUUAGAAGUGUAAAAAAAAAAAAAGAAGAAGAAUCAGAUUAGCAGAGGAAGGAGGAAGUGAAGAGAAGAAGAGGGGCUGACUGGAAAGAAUGUACUCUUAGAGUUCACUGCGUGUUUUGUGAUUGUUUUUGUGUGUGUGUGUGUGAAUGAGAAAAUGUGUGCGAGUGUGUCUGCGUGUGUGUAACCUUUUGGUCCGAUUUUGAAGAAAUGUCUCUGAGACUACCUCGCAACUGGGACUUCAGCACCUUCAGAGCUGAAACCGCCAAGAUAGCUCGCUCCAAGAGUGUUAUGCCAGGGGAAGGGAGUCCUGGAUCCACUCACACUGGUUUUAAAAGAUCCAUGGAGAAACCACUGAAAACAGGCUGGCUGAAGAAGCAGAGAUCCAUUGUAAAGAACUGGCAGAUGCGCUUCUUUGUGCUGAGAGGAAACGUCCUUACAUACCAUAAAGAUGACAGAGAAAGUGCUGUCCAGGGAACAAUACCUUUGUUUUCAUGCCAAGUUAAUGAGCUGCCAUCAAAUACAGAUGAUAAAUUCCUGUUUGAGAUCAUCCCAGGUAGCAUUACAGAUCGGGAACGGGAUGCCUAUGUUCUCAUGGCGUCCAGUCAGAGCGAGAUGGAAGAAUGGGUGCGCUCCAUUCGCAAAGCCAUCGGAUCACGCUCCAAUGGAGUAUUUGGGAAGAGCCUUCCAGACAUCAUGGUGUAUGAGAAGAAAUUCGGGUCUCGUCUGGUGCCCAUCCUGGUGGAAAAGUGUGCUGAAUUUAUCAGAGAGCACGGCCUGCUUGAGGAGGGCAUCUUUCGCCUGCCAGGACAGGACAACCAGGUCAAACAGUUCAGAGAGGCCUUUGAUGCCGGAGAAAGACCCUCAUUCCCCAGUGACACUGAUGUCCACACGGUGGCGUCCUUACUUAAGUUGUACCUCAGAGAGCUUCCUGAACCUGUUGUGCCCUGGACUCAGUAUCAGGACUUCCUUGACAGCACUCUCAUGCUGGAUGCCGCCACUGCAGCUGGCAAAGAAAAGCUGGAGCAACAAAUCAGCAUUCUGCCAAAAGUGAACUACAACCUCCUGAGUUACGUCUGCAGAUUCCUUUUUGAGGUCCAACAAAACUCAAAGGUGAAUAAGAUGAGUGUUGAGAAUCUGGCCACGGUGAUGGGAGUGAACCUGUUCAAACCGCAAGUGGAGGACGCCAUCAGUAUGAUGAAGGGAACACCCAUGAUACAGAAGGUAAUGACGGUAAUGAUCAGACACCAUGAGCUGCUUUUCCCACCCUCUAAAGACAUGCUGCCAUCUCCUCUUCCAAGCAAGAAAAACAAAAGCAAGAAGAACAGUAACCCUCGCAGCUUUGUGGGCUGGGAGUCUGCAGAGUGUGAGGUAUCCUCCCUGUCUGAAUCUCCUGAAGAAGAAGAAAUGGACACACCUGAGGAAGAGAGGAAGGACCUGUGGUCAUCUGAGACGGGAUCAGAAGGCACACCUCUUUCUCCUUCCUCUCCGUUUUUGUCCACGACGGAAGCGUGGCCCGAAAGCCCCAGAAAAAGGACGCAAACUCUACCCAGCUUGAGCUGCCCGCCAGUGGGAAAAACAGGCCGUGAGCCUUCUUGGGAACGCUGGAGCAGGUUCCCCGAGAGCUUUAACGAGAACGAAGAGAAAACAUUGUCAGAGGACAUCUUUAAGUUACUCGACUUUCAGAAAGUGACACUAUUUUCUGGAGUGCAGAAAAAUGAAAAGGAAGGACAAGUGGAGGGACAAAAGGACACAGAAAACAAAGGCUUGCAUAAGACAGCUAGCGAUGUUGUAGACAAACCGGUAGAUGCUACAAAAACACAGGCACAGAGCACUAUGCCCUUGCCCAAACCUCGGCAGAGCCUUGAGGUGAAUCCGGCAGCUGUGAGCAGAGAGAAGUCAGCGGCCCCUACAGCACCUGCUGUACAGAAAAACAAUGCACCUCAAUCAGAAAACACAGACUCAACGAACAUCAUCAACAGUCUCCAGCAGAAGAACAAAGAGCUCAGUGCUACAGUGGCAGAGUUGCAGGCAGCACUAGAGGCAGAGCGACGCUGCAAAGCAGCAUUAGAGAUCUUACUACGCAAUGCAGAGCGCAGCAGAGAUGAAGCACUUGUGCGCAAUGAGCAGCUGAACAGAGAGAUUCAAGAGUUCCUCAACAGACCAACUGCUGGACCGUCAUAGUGACACCAUCAAGCGAACAAAGUUCAAACUAAAUCCUGUCUAGCUCCUCAAAGGAGAACAAAACAAGCAAAUUGGGUUUUACACCUUGAACUGCUCCGAAAAAAUGUCUUCAAAGUAAGACUAGUGGUAGUGUCCAUCUCACAGGUUUUGUCUAUGAUGUGACAUAAAUAAAACCCCUACAGUAUAUGACACCUUAUGUAUAGAAAUUACAGAUUUGAUCUACUUAUUCAGUUUCACAAAUGGAAUGUAAUUUGUAACAAGACAAGAUGUGAAUUUUGAAGUGAUGCAGUAUUGGACUAAACAGAUAAGAGAUUUAUAAAGAAUAUUUAAUUAUUAUUUUUUUAAGUUUAAAUGUUAUAGUAUUUUCUAAUGGAUCUCAAAAAAAUAACUCCCCAAAACAAAAACUCAGGGUUUUUGGGCACUUGACAGCUAUAGUCCGGCUGAGACCACCUUGAUUUAACUAAGGCCGGCUUGGUUUAAGCUAUUUUUUUAAAAACAAGAAGUCUUGCCCACCUUUAAUUAUAAGGCAGAGGUUUAAAACUGUUAUGUGAUCACAAAACUCUGUUAGAGUGUGCGAACAAUAUGGUGAAAAGGGCAAAAAACACAAAAUGUGGAUUACUGUCAGUAAAUAAACAGUUUUUAUCUGGC
Molecule: messenger RNA, 2987 nt
Organism: Labeo rohita (rohu)
Lineage: Eukaryota; Metazoa; Chordata; Actinopteri; Cypriniformes; Cyprinidae
Gene: arhgap25
Product: Rho GTPase activating protein 25
Exons: 11
Coding region: 366-2339 (657 amino acids)
Biological process (GO): signal transduction; actin filament organization; negative regulation of small GTPase mediated signal transduction
Cellular component (GO): phagocytic cup
Molecular function (GO): GTPase activator activity
Source: RefSeq, a predicted model, not a curated record